Molecule: messenger RNA, 979 nt
Organism: Anopheles moucheti
Lineage: Eukaryota; Metazoa; Arthropoda; Insecta; Diptera; Culicidae
Gene: Sbds
Product: ribosome maturation protein SBDS
Exons: 1
Coding region: 130-891 (253 amino acids)
Biological process (GO): ribosome biogenesis; cytosolic ribosome assembly
Source: RefSeq, a predicted model, not a curated record
ACAAAGUACGUACGCAGCCACACAUCAGAUUGGACGCUUGACAUCUGUCAUUCGAAACGUAAACAAACGUGCAGUUGCCGGAUACAUUAGCAACAAACGGUGCAGUUCGCUGCGCAAAUCGAACACAAAAUGCCGAAAAUAUUCACCCCAACGAAUCAGAUCCGGUUAACGAAUGUGGCCGUGGUGCGGAUGAAAAAGGGAGGCAAGCGUUUCGAGAUAGCGUGCUACAAGAACAAAGUGCUCUCAUGGCGAUCCGGUGCGGAGAAAGAUUUGGACGAAGUGCUGCAAACGCUCGCAGUGUUCAACAACGUAUCGAAAGGCGAAGUGGCGAAGAAGGAGGAACUGCAGAAAGCGUUCGGCAAAGAUGAUGUCACCGAGAUUUGCAAAGAAAUUCUGGCCAAAGGUGAAUUGCAGGUGUCGGAGAAGGAACGGCAAGAUCUGCUAGAUUCCAUGUUUAAGGAGAUCGCGACGACCGUUGCCGAUAAGUGCGUCAAUCCGGAAACGAAACGACCCUACCCUGUGUCGAUCAUUGAAAAAUCGAUGAAAGAUAUCCAUUAUUCGAUCAAACCACACCGGAAUGCCAAGCAGCAAGCGCUGGAUGUGAUCCGGCUGCUCAAGGACACAAUCCCGCUUGAACGGGCCAAGAUGCGGCUGAAGGUUGGUCUGCCAGCGAAGGAAGCCAAACGCCUGAAGGAGCGAAUAGCGAAGCUAAGCUCAACGGUGACCGAAUCGGAAGAGUGGGAAGGCGAACGGCUUAUGCUGACGUGCCUGAUCGAUCCGGGACACUUCCGAGAGAUGGAUGAAAUUAUUCGCACCGAAACGAAAGGUACUGGCACGUUGGAAGUAUUGAAUCUGAAAGAAAUCAAAGAAGGCGAAGAGGUGCUGGAGUGAUGCGUGCCGCUGCUUUACGUUGGUUGCUACGAUUGAAUGAAAUUUGCGUUAUUUAUUUUUAAUAAACGGCCAAGUCCAAAUGAACUAA